CAAAUGCUCUGUCGGCAGGCAUACACAGCCCCAGCAAACGCUGUAGGCAGGUCACCAACCACCUAGUGUUUGAGGGCAAGGGCUGAACCUUCCUGUUCCCGUUGCUAGCAUAUCAAUCUGUUACGUUCCCCGCUAGGUCAAGAAGCAGAACAGUCGUGAGCAGCACAGGCACAACUAGCUAAGUUAGUACUAACUAGGGUUUGGAGAGAGCCGUCCCCUGCCGUUUUUUAGUUGGAGCGAUCACUCUCUCAAGCUCCGGGCCGGAGUCCGCGUCGACCCCGCGCGAUUACGCCUGAUCCCCGCUGCUUCCCCCUCCAGCGCGUGUCGGGAGGUCUCCGACGCCAGCCCACCAUCUCACGCGGUCCCCUCCCCGGGGCCCCCUCCCCAUCCCCCUCCCCCUCCGCCCCCGUCAUGGCGCCGCGCCGCACUCCGCACUCCCCGCGGCUCGGUGCGCUGCAGCCACUCCUGCUGGUGCUGCUGGUGCUACCUUCAAUGCUGCCCGGCUGUUUGCCGCAAGAGAUUGUGCCCAUCCCUGGCUUCGGCACUCCAGAAAAAAUUGCCAUGGCUGAGAAAGCUGCUCUCCUGGCGUUUGCUGCGGCGUUCAGAAACCACCCAAUCUUCGGGCAGUACGGAGGCUGGGCCAACGUGUCCCUGGGCAUGUCGUACGAGACCUCCAGGCCGUGCGUGCAGUUCUGGAAGUGGAUCACGUGCGACGAGGAGGGGCGAGUCAACAGCAUCGACAUGGACAACGCAGCAAUGGUGGCACUCAACCCCGCCUUUGCCCGGGGGCGCAAGCCCGGGCCGCUCAAAGGAGUCAUUCCGUGGCGCCAGAUGAGGGCGCUGGGUAACCUACAGCUCCUGAGGGUGGUGGGGAACGAUGUGUCAGGGCCCGUGCUGCCUGGCAUCAUCUUCCGAUUCCCCAAGCUCAAAGAGAUCAUGUUCCUGGACAACAAGAUGGUCGGCCCUAUGCCUAACACCGUCUCAGCUUUGAAGUCCCUGCAAAAGCUCGAUGUGAGCAUGAAUCGCAUCACGGGGGCCAUUCCUCCCGGCAUUGCCACUCUCACCAGCCUAACUUGGCUCGCCCUGUCCCAGAACCGCAUGUCCGGGGUGCUACCGGCCGCACUCGGCAACUUGAGGCAGCUCAGGAAACUGGAUCUCGGGGGGAACGGGUUUCGAGGGCCCAUGCCACCGAGCUGGGGCGCACUCAAGAGGCUCGAGCUGAUCAAUCUGCAGAAGCUGAAUCUGGGCGGGCCAGUGCCAGCAGCUUGGCUGGGCAUGGUGUCGAUGAAGCACUUCGUUGCGCCCGCUGCUCGCAUCCGAGGCCGCUUCCCAUCGGGCCUGCUCAGGCUCAGUCAGAUCUCAGACAUCAUCCUGUACAACAACCGCUUGUGGGGCCCGCUGCCUCCUGCCAGGCAACUCUUCGCUCCCCACACCCUCACUCAGCUCGACGUGCGUGGCAAUUACCUCAAUGGCUCCGUGCCCAAGGUUCCUGCUGGCCGCCUGAUUGACUUCAAGUAUUUCUCCAACUGCUUCCUGCCAAAGCCAAGCCCCAAAUGCACGCGCUCCUAGCCCUCCCCUGUCUUAGCGGGAAUAAAAGAGGAAGUGGGAUAUGGAGGGUUUUAUAUGUCUAGGCACAGAAUAAAAUGUAGAUGCGUGGCGAAUGCAUGGUGAAUGUGUACGAGGAAGGUUGUGUUCCAACAGCCCCUUAUCAGACUCACCAUUUGGUGACAGAUUUUGACGAUUUUGUGUAGCAAUCACUGUGCGGAAUGUGUUGAGAUAUGUCUGAGGUGUUCAGCGCUAAUAAUGCAGAGGUAUUCUUGUCUUAGAGCGUGUUCCUACUUGUCAACUUAUAUAUUUUAUAUAUAUAAUUGUGUAGGCUUGUUAGGUGUUUCUACAAAUGACUGGAU
Molecule: messenger RNA, 1907 nt
Organism: Closterium sp. NIES-67
Lineage: Eukaryota; Viridiplantae; Streptophyta; Zygnematophyceae; Desmidiales; Closteriaceae
Source: the annotation of a GenBank genome assembly